Messenger RNA from Mesorhabditis belari, 237 nucleotides. The record is from the annotation of a GenBank genome assembly. NCBI's taxonomy places the organism in Eukaryota, Metazoa, Nematoda, Chromadorea, Rhabditida, Rhabditidae.
AUGUGCACCAACGGCGGCGCCUUGUUCUGUGCAGGUCAUGCUUUGCACGGUGGCCAACUCGCAAAACGGAUUCGGAGUGCUGAAACGUGCCCUACCGCGAGCAACAACAGCAAUGUCGCGACAAUUUUUGAUGCAAGGUUUUUGGGUACGAAUACGGAGGAUAACAGUAAAGGUGUUAGCUGCUUCGCAAUACAUGCCGUUGUUGUCUUUGAUUCGUCAAGAUGGCUACCAACUUUA